This is a messenger RNA of Egretta garzetta (little egret), 2874 nucleotides long. It is a transcript of the gene LRRC41, whose product is annotated as leucine rich repeat containing 41. The record is from RefSeq and is a predicted model, not a curated record. Lineage: Eukaryota; Metazoa; Chordata; Aves; Pelecaniformes; Ardeidae. Gene Ontology annotation, cellular component: cytoplasm; nucleus. The annotation marks the transcript as partial. The transcript is spliced from 8 exons.
UUUCCCCCAGGCCUCUCGACGCAGCCCAUCUGGCGCAAGCUGUGGGACGACGUGAUGAAAACCAGGCCGCCCAACUCGGAGAAUAUAACCUGUUGGAGGAAGAAGUUCCUUGAAACAUUCUUCUCAAAUGUUCUUCAUGGUGUCUUGGACGUGUCCUCUGACUGGCGUCUCAACGACCAUCACUUUUCACCGCUGCUGCACAGCUCCCCGCACGUUUCCCAGCUUACCCUCUGCAACAUGCUGCAGGGUGCGGUGGAACUCACAGCUGAGCACAACCAGAAAGUGCUUGACAACCUGGCUGGCUCCCUGCAGAUCCUGAAGUUCCAGCACCUCCUCUCCUCCGACCAGUCCAUCAGGCGUUCGCUGGUUUUACUUCUUCACCGGCUGAUUCACCACGGCUCUGUCAGCCAAGUGUCCAUGUAUUCCUGGCCUGUUCCCGACACAGUUCUUCUCGUUCUCAUUUUGAGCAUGAGUGCUGGGUUUUGGCGCUCGGGAAAUGCUCUUGCGUAUCAUAGCAGCCCGUGUGGCCUUUGCAGGGAGGAGGACAAAGCCCAAAGCCAGGAAUCGGCGCAAGAGCGAGCGGAGAGCAGCCGUUGUGAUGAGAGGGAGUGGAGCGAUGGCGAGAACCAGAAGCGAUCCCCCAGGGCCUCGGAGGAGCCUAAUGCGGAGGUGCGUGGAUGUGGAGCUGACACUCACCUGAACCCUGUCCUUUCCGGACUGAGAAGUCCUCCCUUGCGAAACCAAGCAUGCAAUGAGGCAGGUGGCAAGGUGCCCCAUGACCACACCAGUGUUCAGGGAGGAUCUUCUUGCUGCGUCUCAGACCCACUGUCCUGUCACCCCAUUCUUCGAAAGACACGCAGGCGGCUGAAAUCUGCAGUGGGGAAGAAACGUCGCUGCCUCAGACGGAGCAGGGGACCAUACGCUGACCCAGAAGACCUGUACGAUUUUGUUUUUGCUGUUGCUAGAGAAGAUAAUUCAAGGUUACUUGACAAAAACAGCGCCACAGAGGGAGAAAACGCUGAGAACUGGACUAGUUCCUCCCCGGGAUCUCUGUGCACUGGCCAUGCUGGCUGUAAGAAAAGAGGAGGAUCUGCUGGGAUCUUUUCUCUGAAGGCUGCUCACCGCUUCCGAAGCGUGUCCACGCUGGAAUUGUUCUCCAUUCCUUUGACUGGGGAGACAUGUCGGACUCUGAGUAACCUGCUGAGCUCCUGGGUGUCUUUAGAAAACUUGGUUCUGUCUUACAAUGGCCUGGGUGCCAACAUCUUCUGCAUCCUCUCUGGGCUCCGGGCCCUCUCCCGCCACUCGGACUGCCGCCUCCGCGUGCUGCGCGUGAGCGAUGUCUUCUCCCACAUGCCCUGCAUGGAGCUUGUUCGCUGCAUCCUGAGCGCCUUUCCCCAGCUCCACACGCUCUCAGUCAGCUUCGACCUCAAAAACCAGCUGGAGGGGAACAGGCCUGAGGGGAAUCCAAGCUGCAGCGAGGCAGAAAUCCCAGAGAGCUGCCUGGAGCAGCUAGAGAUCCGAUUCCCCAGGGAACCUCUGGACACCGCCUUCCUGCUGCCAGUGCUCAAGGCAUCAAAGUCCCUCCAGCAGUUGUCUCUUGACAGCGCCACGCUGCCCUCUUCUCAGGAGCUUGGGCUCCUAUUGGAGGUGCUCAAAGAGUGUAAUCCGAAUUUGAAGAAACUGAGCUUUCAUGAUGUGAACCUGGCUGAGCACCAGAAAGAAGUUCUACUUUUGCUUCAGGAUCCCGUCCUGCAAGAAAUCACGUUUUCCUUCUGCCGUCUGUUUGAGAGCUCUACUACUGAGUUUUUGUCGGAAAUAAUCAAUACAGUGAAAAGAAAUUCAUCCUUGAAGAGCCUCAAACUGCCUGGGAAUCGCCUUGGGAAUCACAGGCUGGUUGCCCUUGCAGAUAUUUUCUCUGAAGAUUCCUCCUCUUCUCUUUGCCAGCUGGAUGUCAGCUCAAAUUGCAUCAAACCUGAUGGGCUCCUGGAGUUCACAAAGAAGCUGGAAGGCCACAUCCAGCAGAGAGGGGGACAGAUUCAAUUCACACACCUCCGCCUCUUCCAAAAUUGGCUGGACCAGGAUGCUGAAACAGCUCAAGAAGCGCUUCGGCGUCUCAAAGCUGUCUGCAGUGUGGUCAAUGACUCGUGGGACUCUUCCCAGGCCUUUGCUGACUACAUCAGUAUCAUGUGAUGGACACAUGAGGAGGAGAAAACCGAUCAGCUUGAGCUAAACAAUUCAGUCCCUGUCCAGUAAGAUUUAUUUCACAGCACAGGUGGGUGGUUCUUCCCCUGGUUCAAGCAGUAUACAGUUGUUCUUGUCACUUUUCUAUUCAUUUGAAGAAGAGGUACCACAGUGAAGUGACACACAAGACCAUGUGGGCCAACAGCUGUGUUUCUAACAUGAUCUCACUCUAAACAUCUUCUCAGUGUGAAUAGUUUAAGUGGGACAGGUAUCAGAUGAACUUCUGUGACUUCCUGCAGAUCUCUGGACAAGCAGUUAUUUAUUACGCUGGGUGUUGUUGCAAAUUUCAUGUUGUUUAAACCAACAUCUCAUGAAUAACUAAUCUCCAUCCUUGGAGAGACUCAAGCCAUCUGGUUGUGGUCCUUAGCAACCAGCUGUAGGUGACCUUGCUUUUGAGCAGGGGCAUUGCACAGUAAUGACCUCGAGGUCCCUUCCAACUUCAACCAUUCUGUGAUCUGUGAAAUAAGAACUCCUCCCUCCAUUUAAAAGGAGUAGCAAGCAAGCUAAAAAAGCCCCCAGCCUUGACCUUUUACAGUUGGAACAUUUUACUUUUACAUAAGAAAAAAAAAAAAAAAAGUUCUUUAUGUACCAGGUAGCCUGCUGUUUAUUUGCAAUCAUGUUGCCCUUCUCCAA